Mercenaria mercenaria is the source of this 5197-nucleotide messenger RNA. RefSeq lists its product as uncharacterized. Lineage: Eukaryota; Metazoa; Mollusca; Bivalvia; Venerida; Veneridae. Gene Ontology annotation, cellular component: membrane. The record is from RefSeq and is a predicted model, not a curated record. The coding region runs from base 159 to 635 and encodes 158 amino acids. The transcript has 4 exons.
GUGACGUCACGCAGGUGUGACAUUAAAGCAAAAGGUAAAGGACGAUUUCACAGAUGUAAACAGCUUUUUAUACAUGUUUGAUUGGGUGGUGUUAAACUUCAACAGGAAUCGUACAUUGUAAUAACUACAGAUGUGAAGGAAAAUAAAACACAUUUAAGAUGAUGAAUGAAGAUAAUGCUCAAGUGGAGGUGCAGGCGGGGUUAAAAGAUGGAAAAAGAAACAGCGCAGCUACCAUAGAGCAUACAGAGGUCCAUAUUGACCUCGCCAAGAACAACAAUACACCUGUUAUAACAACAGGCAGUACAGAUGCGCCAGGUGUUAAGUACACUAGUACCGAGACUGGACAGACCACGGUUGUCGUACAGACGAAGCCUGAUCCUGCUGAUAAACCAAAAGACUUUGUUGUGACGUCAUGUUUCGUGAUAAUGCUGUGUAAUUUUUGCUGGGGCAUUGCUGGAUGGCACUUUGGCUUAAAAGCGAACUAUGCCUGGCAGUUAGGAGAUGAAGUGGAAUGUCGGAAACAAGCAAAGAGGGCGAAGAUAUUUGUGAUAUGUGGUGUUAUAACGGGCAUUAUUACAUGGGUGCUGGCAUUGACUUUAUUUUUUACGCUUUCACCUUUGAGACCAGGCGCUUAGCGCACAUGCACACACAAAUUAUGUUUUCAGACGAAUGACAUUUUAGUCAGUUCUCACAACUUUGAAGUCUUCCAUUAUUGUGUCCAAAAUAGAACUUUAGAGAAGAUAUAUGUCCAAUACAGUGUUAAUCAUUAAAACAUAAACCUACUUGUCAAGCAAAUAGGACAUAUACUAUUUAGUUUUUAAAAGAUUUGUUUUAAACAAUUGUGUUUAAUAUUUUGCUAUACAAUGUAGAAUUCGUAUUUUUAGAUUGAGAUUUUAUUGGACCACGUACAGAAACUUGGUGCGCUUCUGAUUUUGUUUGGACCGUUAGCUGUCAUUACGCGAUAUGUUGGACCUCUUUCAUUUUGAAAACUUUCACAAACUUUGAAAAUCGCGAGAGCCAAAACGACAACACUGCGUUUGUUUUGCUUUGAGAGUAGUAGAUCUGCCUGUUAAAAAUUCAAUGCACGUAGAUCUUUUUAUAAUAUAGAUAUGUUGUCCGCAAGCGUACGUAAAUUACAUAAGAAACAUAAAAAGAGAAGAUACAUAGUUAAGUAAUACCGUUUUACAUGUAAAGUAUGAAUACAUUACGUAUAAUACUCGGCAAAGAGGUCGUUUUCGUGUAAAAAGGUGACGAGACACAAAAAAAGAAAAAGGUCCAAAUCAUAUGAAGGCAGCUAAUGAUCGUUACAAAUUGACAUUUACAAAAUAAGCAGGUAUUUAUUAUGUAUUUUUGCAAGAGCUUGUAUGCAUUUUUUUUAUUAUUUGUUACAUGAAAUAUUUAUUAUUAUGUGCUAAAUUCUAAAUGUAUAAGUCGGUAGUUACGCUAUCUACUGUCAGGGUAUGGGUGUGCGUGCAGAUUGGGAUGCACGUAUUGUUAAAAAAAAAAGAUUUUUUUUUCUGAAUUUGAAUGUUAAUAUUUUGUGUAUGAAUGAACUAAAAAUUACAAUACAUGUAUAACGUGAUCAAAGAAUACGUACAUUCAGAACAAAUAUAGUUCGCAGUGCUUGCUUGUAAAACAACAGGGCUAGUUAUUGCUAUUGUUGGUCAGAGUUCUUCCUGCUCGAGUAAUCUAGGGGACGACUCGAAAUACUUACUGUUAGGAAAGAAUUAUAUGAGCCGUGCCAUGAGAAAACCAACAUAGUGGCUUUGCGACCAGCAUGGAUCCAGACCAGCCUGCGCAUCCGCGUAGUCUGGUCAGGAUCCAUGCUGUUCGCUUUCAAAGUCUGUUGCAAUUAGAGAAACUGUUAGCGAACAGCAUGGAUCCUGACCAGACUGUGCGGAUGCGCAGGCUGCAUGGUCUGGAUCCAUGCUGGUCGCAAAGCUACUAUGUUGGUUUUCUCAUGGCGCGGCUCAUAUUAUGUACGAAAAUUAUCAAGGUUAGUACUCCGGAAGGUCGCCGCAGAUGUAAGGAAAGACAAUUACCACUAAAGUAUUUGAAUUUAGGGAUAAAAUUACAUAGUACAAGAUAUAUUUACCUUCCUCUUCUUCAACAAGUAAAGAUUAAACUGAGGACUUCAGGAGGGAGGUGGGCGAUGCAGGAGGAGGGUGGGCGAUGCAGGAGGGAGGUGGAUGAUGGAAAACAGACAUCAGCGGCACAGUCCAUGAAUAUUGUAAAUGUCUCUUUUUAGUAUAUUUAUCAUCAAACUAGGAAAUAAUGAUCUGAGUGUAUUUUGUUGUUAUUUCAAACUCAUGUGCUUCUAUGUUUGUUUUUGUGUUGUUUAAUUUCAUAUAAAAAUUGAGUUUGUUAUCAUAUAUGCAUUCAAGAACGUAGUCAAAUUGUAAUUGUUCGCUGCCGAUUUUGGCCAAGGGAAAUAUAUUCUGUUCUCCGUCUGUCCGUUGUCCGUGCAAACUCUAGGUACUGUGAUAUCUUUAAAAGUAUGACAGAUGUUUUAAAAAAAGAUUGCAUGAUUAUGCACGGUAUUUUAUUCUGUAGUUUCGUAAAAAAUUCUGGUUGCUUAAAACAUAAUAUUAUGACAACAAGAGCGCCGCUGUGCAGAGCAUAAUGCGUCGGAAGUAAUAUGAUUUUCAGGACUAAGAAACAUAGUUCAAAGCAUUCUGAAGUUAUUGUUCAGAAACUCAAUUGCAAACAGAUAGGUGGAUGAUCAGCACGAUCACAUGUUAUGUACCUGUUAUCAAUUCGCAUGGCAGAUACCUGGUCACAGGACCUUUGGCUAAAAAAAUCUAAAAAUCAAGAGGGGCAGUGUUGAAUGUUUGUUUUUUUUUUUUACAAUGUAAUUUUAAUCUUUGACCUACUGAGAUUGAAAUCAGUGUGGUUCAUCAGCUUGCCCACUGGCAACAUGCUUGCAAAUUUUGAGUUGCUUUUGUACCAACAGUCAGUGUGAACUUGACCUUUGACCUUGUGCCCUCAAAGCCAGUAGGGGUCAUCCAAUGCCUAUGGGCAGUGUGUCUGCUUUAAAGCAAGAGGAUCACCUGUUUACCACGUUUAAUGAUAAUGUCUCUUUUCACACGCCCGAAUGGACGUUUUUUUUAAAAGGAGCAGAUCGUCUGUACGUACGUCCGUCUGCCUGUUAGCAAUUUCAUUCCCGCUCAAUAACUUAAAUAUGCUUCAGUCUAUGAUCCUCAAAUUUGGAAUGCACAUUGUACAUGGGUGGUGCAUUACUGCUAUUGAUUUUGGGUUCAGUUGGUCAAAGGUCAAGGUCAUAGUAACUGUGAGUACAGAAACAGACACAUUGCACUUGUACACUGAAUGACCUGUGUUGAUUUUAAGGUCAGUGGUCAAAGGUAACGGUGACAGUAAAUAAGUUACAACAAAGCUACACGUAAGAAUUGAGCAAGACUUUGUUAUAGCAUCUACUGUUAUUAGAUAAAUGGAAAGCUUCAGGGACAUGUAAAAGUAUUGAAUUAGUUAAUGUUUUAUACUUAUAUUCAGUGAGCUCUCUUUUAAGGCUAGAUACAACCAUUGGUAUAUACCAAGCAUUGUUUUAAACGCAAAGGGAGGAAGUUUUUAAAGCUUUUUUAUAUAGUUAGCUCGACUUUAUGUAUGAAAUUUUCAAAUAAUAUCUAGUUUCUGAUAUCACAUUGUUGUCGGCGUCAGCGUCACAAAAGUUUUGCAUGUAAGCAAGUUUCUCAGAAACUACUUUACCGAAUGCUUUCAUAGGACCAGUUACAUAACUCUAACUUACAUUUUGUCAAUACUCUGCCCCCUUUUUAACUUAAAAGUUUUGCAUGCAAGCAAGUUUCUUGGAAACUGCGAGGCCGAAUGCUUCAAAACUCCACACAAGUCUUUGUCAUCGUGUGAUGACCUCACGGAGCAAGUUACAUAAAUCUAGCUUUAAUAAGCUCACUAGAGCACAGUCUGGCAGCCAGUCACUUUUCCUUUGACUAUCUGUUAUGAAAACCUCGUGACCCUAUUCAAAAAUAUUUUUACACACGUAUCUUUGGUGAACCUUUAAGAAUGUUUUUAAAUUAUUCCAUUUCGUCGUAAACAUGGCCGCCAGGGCUAUAAUUUGAAUAAGAAAGAUCUUCAAUCGACAACCGCUCCUAAACCGCUGGUCUGAUCACGGGAAUGUUCCUUCAGUUUCCCUCUACCAAAAAAUUUCAACUGAUUCCGAAACUGCGAUAAUCUUCGCAGCUGAAUCUACAGGCCAGAUUUCAGAGUAAUUUGGCAGAAAUGUUUCGUGUUAUAUCUGCAAGAACUCUGAAACUAGGUGAGCUAUAAACGGUCUUCAUGGCUUGUUUUGUCAAAUUAUGCCCCUUCUAGCAGGCUGGUAACAUUGCCCGAUCAGGCUUUCGAUAUAAAAACUAAUAUUUCUUGAAAAAUAAUGAAGAUAUUUCUUUCAAACUUUGUCCAUUUAUUAAGCAUAACAUAUGAUGCAUAUUAAGAUAGAAAUAACUUUGCUGCCUUCAGUUUUGUUAGCAUUACUUCUCUUUUUCAGAUUUUUAUGAUGCAUAAUUUUUGAAGUCCAAAAAAUAUGUUUUAAUGCAAUGUUUAAAACAGAAAAGGGUUCAAUGGCUUUCUGUUGCUCCAGACUUGUUUAGCAUAGGCAUUUUGUGAAAGUGUGAGCACUUUCAGAUGAUCUCAUAGAGCAGGUUUCAACACUUACAUUUUAUUCACUUGUUUUUUUGACACAGCAACUUUAAUGCUUCACAUGUAAGCAUGUUUCUCAAACUACUGAACCAAAUGUUUUGUUUGACUCCACACACUUUUUGUUGUCACGAGAUGACCUCAAGUGGCAUAUCUCAUUUCACUAGCUUACCUUUUGGCAAAAUUACGACGGUUUUGAUCUUGAAAUGCUGAUAAAAGUUUUACAUGUAAACAGGUUUCUCAGAAACUACUAUAGUAUUGUACUGAAUGCUUACAAAUGUUGAGCCAGGUUCCAUAACUCUUAAUUUAUACUUUACAAAAUUAUGCCUCAUUUUUUACCCUAAAAUAUUUUCGUAAAGCUUUUGUUUGUAAGCCGACGAAUUAUGGUUACAGAUAGUCGAGUGCGCUUUCAUUAGAUAUAUAAUUGAAUAAAUAUUAUAUUCAUGCAGUUUAUAUACAGUUAUAUACAGGUUAUGAUACCCAAUCAUGUAUUGCAGUUUAUGAUGCAAUACCAUUAAAAGUAUUUAAAAUG